UGGCGAUCUGUCACGAUAUAAAAACCAUAUUUUACCCGGGAUUCUCAACAAGGCAGGUUGAGGGGCUCCAGGGUACUUGUGUGAUGCAGAGGAAAGUGGCUUUUCACUUUCCUCAUGUCUUUGUAAAGUCCAUUUUGGGACCUGGAGUCUGGAGAUUUUGGAAAGUGAAAAAAGUGAUUUGGGAAGGAUGAAAUCUCCAAUCCUGGGACCAGGUUUUGGGAAUGGCCAGGAGACUGAUUGGUCAGGUGUGCAUGGCUCUCUUCUAGAGUCAGGACCAGGGUUCUGGGCUCCACCCCAGCAGACAGGAGGUCACUGCCUUGGAGUCAGGAGGGCUUCACCUAGGAGAGGUGGAAGCCAGAGUAGCUGUGUGCGAAACAGCCUAGCUGUGUGCUAGUGGCCAUAAUUUGGGAA
This is a messenger RNA of Staurois parvus, 411 nucleotides long. The record is from the annotation of a GenBank genome assembly. Lineage: Eukaryota; Metazoa; Chordata; Amphibia; Anura; Ranidae.